UUGAGAGGCAAGGAUCAUCAACUCUCAGUUGUUAACUUACCCAGCUAGCUCACGAUGUUCGCUCGUCUCUCUGCCUUCACCCUCACCGCCCUGGCCUUGCCUCUCCUUGCGGUCGCCAACAGCUGUUCCUCCGGCACUCUCCAGUGCUGUAACUCCGUUCAGGACCCUUCAUCCAAAGCUGUCCAAACCGCCCUAGCCGACGUCGGUGUCAACGUUGGCGAUAUUACCGUCCCUGUUGGGCUCACUUGCGACCCCAUCACCGUCAUUGGUGUUGGAAGCAAUCAAUGCUCUAGCCAGGCUGCCUGCUGCACAGGUAACAACUACAACGGAGCUGUUGUUCUAGGCUGUAACCCCGUCAACGUUGGUGUUUGAGCUAAUUUAUUCUCCCAAGUACUGCAAAAAUAUGAUCUGUUGCGUCCGUAUUCAUAAUGCC
Messenger RNA from Guyanagaster necrorhizus, 433 nucleotides. Its product is annotated as fungal hydrophobin. The transcript is spliced from 4 exons. Gene Ontology annotation, cellular component: fungal-type cell wall. Lineage: Eukaryota; Fungi; Basidiomycota; Agaricomycetes; Agaricales; Physalacriaceae. The record is from RefSeq and is a predicted model, not a curated record. Bases 55 to 372 code for a protein of 105 amino acids. Gene Ontology annotation, molecular function: structural constituent of cell wall.